Molecule: messenger RNA, 2281 nt
Organism: Rotaria sp. Silwood2
Lineage: Eukaryota; Metazoa; Rotifera; Eurotatoria; Philodinida; Philodinidae
Source: the annotation of a GenBank genome assembly
AUAUAUUGAAAACUUUUUUUAUCGAUAAAUACCGAAUACCACCCCGAUCUGAUCAUAUUGCUUCAACCAGUGAUUUUUUGCCUGUUAGAGGUUAUCGUUUAUACGAGUGGGCAAUCGAAAUUUUUUUUGCCGAAUGCGUAAUUUAGUGUGUUCUUUCUGACCAGCCGUUUACAAUUUGAAACUUGAUGUCUUGUAAAGCGCUUUUCUCUGCUCACUAUUCUUAACACCCAACUUGUGUCAUUUUUGACUGAUAUUCGACGACCACAUUAAUUCGCAUUUGGCUUCAAACAAAUAUUAAAUUUGAAAUCAGUAUUAAAAACUUAGUCGAUCUGUGUGUGUUUGAAAUUUUUUCUGCAGCUUUUUAGGGUAAAUUGUUUACUCUCUAGUCCCUCUCAGGGACAGGUGAAAAAAUUAAUUUACUCAAAAAACUAUGUUGGUGAUGUAAAGGAAUUUUUAAACUUAUUAAAUGUCGUUUGACGACAAAAAGACCAUUGAACAACCAAUAAAACAGUUGUUUUGAUUAGGCUUCUGUUUAUAUACUCCGGAGGGUGAUUAGAGAGUAAAAAAUUGACCCAGAAAAAAGCAGCAGAAAAAAUUUCAAACACACAUAGAUCAACUAGUUUUUUUAUGCGAAUUUCAAAUUUAAUAUCUGUUUCAGACUAAAUGUGGAAUAAUCUAUUCGAAAAUUGUCGAAGAUUAGUGAAAAAUCACACAAAUUGGGUCCGAAGAGUAGUAUUUGAGCAAAAAUGCUUUACUAGACAGCGAAUUUUAAGUUGCAAAUAGUUUCAUUACAGAGAGUACAUUCAAUUAUGUAUUCGAUAAAAAAUCUCGCUGAUGCACUCAUAUAGACUAUAAUUCAAGGGGGAAACAGCUGACUUCAAUACUUCAAGGCUUCAAAAGACUUCAGGAGACUUCAAGAGACUUCAAGAGACUUCAAGAGACUUCAUGAGACUUCAGAAGACUUUAAAAGACUCUCAAGACUUCAUGGGACUUCACGACCGAAGUCUCUGCUGUUUCCCCCUUGCCCUUGCCCACACCCACACCCACACCCUCAUUUACAUCCAAAAUUACGUUAUAAAAUUGAUCCUGCAACAACAAUUGGAGUUAGUACAAUUAUUUGUCAACCAUCAGAAACAUUUGUUCAAUCGAAUCAUGAUAUUAAUUCGUUGCCUGUUCAUGAUCGUUCAAUUGUUUUACGUGGCGCUGCCGAUAAUAUCAGUUGUCUUGGUGAACCUUUCAUAUUACGUCAAUCGGAACUUAUCGAAAAUUCAGCUUUUCGUAAUGAUUUGGAAAUUAUAUAUGGUUCAAUUUCAUAUCAAUUAACUUUAAAAGUAAUUUCAUCAUUAGAUCAAAAUAUUGAUCUUGUUAAAUUAACAUUAUCAUUAUUUGCUUUUUGUACAAGUAAUUGUACGAUAUUUGAUGAAAAUUCUUCAUUUAUGUAUUUAACUGAUAUGAAAUCAGUUUUAAAUAUACAAAAUAUGUAUGCUGAAGUUAUAUGGAAAUAUUUACUUUAUAAAUAUGCAUUUGAGGGUGUGGGUGUGGGUGUGGGUGUGGGUGUGGGUGUGGGUGUGGGUGUGGGUGUGGGUGUGGGUGGGGGUGUGGGUGUGAGUGUGGGUGGGUGUGGGGGUAGAUGUGGUGUAUGGGUACCGACUAGAACGGUUACUCACACUCACACCCACACCCCUGUUGAAAACUAACGUGAACAAUGUGAAUUGAUUGCUUGCACCAGCAAAGUCACAUGCCAUUUAAAUUUUCUUAAAUAUUAAUACUGAAAAAUUUAUAAUCAAUUUGAUUAACAGCAUAGAAAGCAGGUAUCUCUCGAUUAUAGAAUCAAAAGAAAGACGAAUCAAAUAUUGAAUUAGACAUUCUAAGACUGUAAACUGAUAUCUUUUGAAUGGAAAAAUAUAUUUUUGAAAGCAGUUGAACUAGCCCCUAAUAUAGACUAAAAAUUUGUUUCAAGUCUUUUUGCAAACCUACAUGCAUAGUAAUACAAUAUGCUGAUACUGUAAUACCAGCAGCAUAAAAGAUCAAACGAUAUAUAUACGGGCCCCGUAAUCAAAGAGCUAAACAUUGAUCUAGAGUGUAGUGAAAAAACUAUAAAGAAAAUCUCUUUUUUUUAAUGACAUUACAUUCUGUCGUCGAAUAAUGCUCCAGAUAAAAAGUAAAUAAGAUUUCUGUUUGAAAUGAAUUUUCUCGUUCUAUUCACAUUAUUUGAUGACGUCUCUUCUGAUUUACAUUCAUGAGAGACACUCUGUUCUGUUGAAAUGAAAAACUUGCAGGG